UUAUUAUUCUAAGGAAAUAUGCAUAAGUCAAUGUUUGGAACAAUAAUUAGGUCGUCUUCUAUGACUUCAACUCGACCAGCUUUUACCAUGUCUCCUCUUUUCACUAACCUUUCUUCAAUUUUACGUCGAAGUUAUGUUAGUAAAACGAUAUAUGUUGCUAAUAUACCUUGGAGUAGUAACGAACAAAUUCUCAGAGAUCUUGGUACAAAAUAUGGUGAAGUUUCUUCUGUUCGUUUACCCCUGGAUAUUGAAGGCAGGAUUCGUGGUUUUGGGUUUAUCGAGUACGAUAAUGAGGAGUCUGCACAAAAAGCUAUCGAAAAUAUUAAUGGUUAUGAACUUGAAGGUAGACAGCUACGUGCAGCAGAAGCUGCUGGUUCUCGGAAUAAUAGUGGUUUUGGAAGAAACCGAUUCGGCAGAGGUCGCGUUGGUCGUGCUGGUUUUGGCGGUGAAUAUGGCGGCCGUGGAUUUGGUGGUCGUGACAAUUCAGAAUGGCAAGAUCGACGUCGAACACAAUUCGGAGAUGAACAGUAAUUUAGUACUAUUUCUCAUAACUCAUGUAAGAUAAUUAGUUAUAAUAUUUAAUAACUAAUUUUCUAUUUUUCAAUGUUCAAAUAUUGAUAUAUAAAAAUAUAUUUUAUUUUAUUUUAUUUUAUUUUUUUUUUUAGAAAAAA
Molecule: messenger RNA, 671 nt
Organism: Rhizophagus irregularis DAOM 181602=DAOM 197198
Lineage: Eukaryota; Fungi; Glomeromycota; Glomeromycetes; Glomerales; Glomeraceae
Cellular component (GO): cytoplasm; nucleus
Molecular function (GO): mRNA binding
Source: RefSeq, a predicted model, not a curated record